AUGCUUACCUUCAAGUAUCUGCUUGCUUCCUUGCUCAUUUUGUUGGUUUCCUCACAAACAUGGGGUCAGCAGAGCUAUGGAAAUAGUAACCAAGGAUAUGGGCAACAACAGCAAGGAUUCUCUGGAUUUGGACAAGGAUCGGCAACAAAUCGACAAGGAAUGACUGGACAGGGAUUGCUUGAAUCCAGUUACCAACAAGGUUACGGACAAAAUCAGGGAUCUAUGCAAGGAUAUUCACAGCAAGGAUAUGGUGGAAACAGUCAACAAGAUUAUGGGUAUAGUCAGAGUCAAGGAUCCGGAAUGGGUGUUCAGGGAUAUGGAGGCUCGAGCCAGAGCUACGGUCAGCAGGCAUUUGCUCAGCAACAACGCCCACAACAAGGCUUCCAAUCUAACGGGUUCAGUGGACAACAAGCUUCUGGAAGUAUGAACUCUUUUGGUGGACAAGGAGGAUAUGGUCAAAAUCAGAAUGGAUUUGGAGGGCAAUCCGGAUUCAGUGGACAGUCUGGAUGGGGUUCUAACUCUUUAUCCAGUGCAAACAGCAAUGGAAACAAUAAUCAAGGAUCUUCAAGUGGGUACCAAAACAAUCAGGGAAGACACCAAGGACAGGGCGGCGGGCAUUCUUCCAGUUCCAACUCUGUUAUGUCUAACAAUGGUUAUUCUUCCAACUCGGGGUAUGGAAACAACAAUGGACCAACUCCUUCAUUUCUGAAUAAUGUUAGUUCGUCUGCUGCUCAAGAUUAUUACAACAUUGUAAAUAACAAAUCAUUGACCACCAACCAAAUUAACGAGCAAGCAUCCAAUUGGGCGUCAGCUAACAGUGUUCAAGCCCAAUACAUCCAAUACGAAACAAAUCGUAGUGCUAUUCACACACAAGCUACCCAGAAUGUGUCUGAUAUUAUCAAUAACUUGGCCACAGUUCAAGCAUCGAUUGAGGGAAUUCAGUCAAACACAAGCUCAUCUGAAAAUGACAGGCAAUCUGCAUUCCAGGCAUUGCAACAAGCUCAUCCAAUGGAAUACUCGGUUCUAACUUCGCUUCAAAACCAACACGAGCAAACGCAAUAUGCAAGAAUGGGUAGCAAUGGGAACAGUAAUAGUAACUAUGGAAACUCCAAUUUUAAUUCAAAUUAUGGAAACAAUGGAUAUAACCAUAAUGGAAACAACUACUUUGAAAGUACGACUGCAACUUCUGCUGCAACAAAGAAGAAGACAACAAAGGCGACAUCCGGAUAA
This is a messenger RNA of Caenorhabditis elegans, 1230 nucleotides long. RefSeq names its product SXP/RAL-2 family protein Ani s 5-like cation-binding domain-containing protein (gene srlf-13). NCBI's taxonomy places the organism in Eukaryota, Metazoa, Nematoda, Chromadorea, Rhabditida, Rhabditidae. The transcript has 4 exons. The record is from RefSeq and is marked reviewed. The coding region runs from base 1 to 1230 and encodes 409 amino acids.